Molecule: messenger RNA, 2504 nt
Organism: Periophthalmus magnuspinnatus
Lineage: Eukaryota; Metazoa; Chordata; Actinopteri; Gobiiformes; Gobiidae
Gene: mdm2
Product: MDM2 proto-oncogene
Exons: 12
Coding region: 353-1903 (516 amino acids)
Biological process (GO): regulation of cell cycle; negative regulation of apoptotic process
Cellular component (GO): nucleus
Molecular function (GO): ubiquitin protein ligase activity; identical protein binding
Source: RefSeq, a predicted model, not a curated record
GGGCGCUGUUCAAAACAUGAGAUGAGGACGUAAACAGUUCGUUGCUAACGUUAGAUGCUAACGUUGUGAUUAUGUUGUGGUGUAACUUGUGAUAUUACCACGUUGAGCUAAUAAAGUAAGCAUCGAACUUAUUAUGGUUGCAUAUAAUUUACAAAAUUGACUGAAAUACUCCAGAACACCAGCGAUAAGAUGUUUGUGUUACGAGCUAAUCGUUAGCUAGGGUUAGCUGCUAUCGAAAGUGCAGUAGGCCGCAGACCUCGUGUUUUCCAGCGGCUUUCACCCGGGAUAACUCCAGACGAGGCCGCCAACUCGGAUCUGUCCUUUCUCCUACUCUUGAAACAAUUGUUUAACCAUGUCAUCUGAGAAGGACUUCAACUCAGACACUCCUGAUGACACUAAAUUGGUCAGACCAAAGGUAGAGUUUCAGUCAUUACUGCAACUUGCUGGUGCCACUAAAGAGAUUUUCACCAUGAAGGAGGUGAUGUUUUAUCUUGGACAGUACAUUAUGCAGAAACAGCUGUAUGACCAGAAGCAGCAGCACAUUGUUCACUGUGCACAGGAUGCACUUGGACAAGUCCUGGGUGUUGAUAGUUUCUCAGUCAAAGAACCUCGUGCUUUAUUUGCUAUGCUCUCCAAGAAUCUGAUUGCGGUGAAAAGCCAUGAGUCUUUAUCAAGUGAUGGGCAUAGCAGCAACGAGACCAACAAAACCACAGAGGGAGACACAGAAAGUUGCGCAUCAUCUCUGGACAGAAGCAGGCGGCGAAGAAGGAGAAGAAGGAGGAGAUUUAUGAGUGGUGAUCCAGGUCCUUCUCAAAGCACAGAGGCUGCAGAUGUGGAGGAUGAGUCUGAAGAAGAGGAGGAGGGGAAAAAAAGGAGGAGAUCUGACAGCUACUCUUUGACGUUUGAUGAGAGUCUAUCGUGGUGUGUGAUUGGUGGAUUAGGAGGGGGGCGGGACAGGCACAGUAGCCGAUCUUCAGAAUCUCAUAGCAAUUCAGGAAGAUCGGAGAUCACAAUUCCAGCAUCAGACUCUGACAGUGACAACUUCAGUGUUGAAUUUGAAGUUGAAUCCAUUGAUUCCGAUGACUAUGAUGAAGAUGAUGCCUCUCUGUCUGGAGAUGAUCAGGUUUACGAGGUUACAAUCAUUGAGGCUGAAGAUGAAGACUCCUUUGAUGAAGAUACAGAAAUCAGUGAAGCUGACUACUGGAAAUGUGGGAAGUGUGAAGAGAUGAACCCUCCUCUCCCAAGGCACUGUCAGCGCUGCUGGACCUUACGGCAGCACUGGCUGCCUGAGGUGAUUGUCAAAUCUGAUUCUGGCCCCAAACUGCUUCCUCCGAAGCCAAAAGAAUCUGAGGCCAAAGAAAGUCCAGGUUCUGAUAAUGAGGAAAAUGAGGGGAUUGACGUCCCGGAUGGUAAAAGGGCAAAGACCCCUCUACCAUCUCAGUCCCUGGAUGACUCGACUGUCUCUGUUCGAGAGUUUAGCUGCUCUGCUCCAAACUCCCAGGAGCUGUCGUCUUCCCUGCCCUCCUCUUCAUCGUUCUCGCAGGAGAAGCCCUGGACCGACUCCCAGCCUUCAUCAUCGGACUCUCAAGAAACUCUCCCCUGCUCGCCUCCAGUAACUACUGGAGCCACCUCUGAAGUCUCCUCUGGAGUCACCUCUGGAGUUACUGCAGCGUCUGUUCCUGAGCUGGAGCGCAACGUGUCGGCCGAGUGGAAGCUUCCAGACUCCUGCCUGGACCCCUGUCUCAUCUGUCAGUCACGGCCAAAGAAUGGCUGUAUAGUGCACGGUCGAACGGGACACCUCAUGUCCUGUUAUGUUUGUGCAAGGAAACUGAAGAAGAGAAACAAGCUGUGUCCAGUGUGCAGGAUGCCCAUCCAGUCUGUCAUUCUGACUUACCUCAGCUAGUAUGCUACAAAUAAGUUUGCACUAAAUCCAAUGCAACCAGCCUAGUUUUUACCUCAGCUUUGGCUUUUGUAAAAUGGGACAUUUAAAUCUGCACAUUUUUUAAAAUGGCUGUUCUAAUAACUGAUGGUGAGAGAGACAAAUAGCUUUAGAUAGUAUUCUGUUAAAAUUGACAAUUACAAAUUCCUUUUUUUUUUAAAUUAUAUAUUUAGCAUUAGUUCUGAAAACUAUACAUCACAUAUAAAAUGUCUAAUGUUUGGCAGAUAAUUUAUCACAGUUUCCUGGAAAGAAAUACAUUUUGUGGAAAAAAAAGUAAUUUUCAGUUUUUUAAAAAUAAUAUAAUUACAAUUGGAUGUGAUUGUACAUAAAUAUUUUUGCACUGGUGUAUAAACAAUAUUUGUAUUAUUUAUUAAAUGCAAAGUAUGCCAAUUAUUUCCAGGAAAUCUGUGGAGAAUGUGGUUUUAGGGAUUUAAAGUGAUGUUAAAUAUUCUCAAUGUCCUAUUAUUUAUUUACAGCCAUUUGAGAGGCUUGAGUAUAUUUAAUGGGCACUUUGAGUAGUUCUCAUAUCAGAUGCCUUAUUUGAAAUAAAGAGUGUAUUGAAUAA